CUUUUUAUUUAUUGGAAUGUUCGCGUUCGAUAAGUUGACUUCCUGCGACGUUUCCUGAUGUAGACGGUACUUCCGUUUUUCCUGCCGACAGAAGAUCAUCAUUUGUACAGAAGCGCAGAAAAGGUAAUUUCUUACCAUUAUGGCAGCCGUCCAACUGUCUGUAGCAGUAUUCGUCUGUGUAUCUUUGGCGGGGGCAUGGGCCCUUCCGAAGCCACCUAUUUCAAACGGCGUAUCUUCAGGCGCAGGUGAAAUACCUGAUGUUCCAGAUUAUCGUCCAUUUGGCGAACCCCUUGGUAAAGGAUUUCCAGAUAACGAAGUGUUCAACGAUUACGAUUUGGACUCGAACGGAGGUGGUCCCGAGAUCUUUCCAGAGUACGACGAGAAUGAAAUCCAUCCACGACCACCAGGCGGCGGUGUGGAUCGUCCUUUAAAACCCGAUGAUAGAAUUCCGGAAGAAAAACAUCCUGAGGAUGAGCGCAAAGAGGAGCCCGAAGAGGAAGAGGAUCAUGAACCUCCCUCGAAAGGAGGUGAAGAAACACUUGACGAGGAGGAGGAGCCAGAACCCGAAGGUGGGGAAGAACCGCAAGGUCCAGAGGAAGAGGACACGCAUGCUGUGGAAGAUGAAAAGAAACCUCACGAUGAUGAAGGAGAAGAGACCCAGGAGGGUGAGGAGGAAGUUCCUCUCCCCUUCAACGCCGCCAUUUUCACCUUCAAGCAAGUGAAUCACUACAUCAAGCAACUCGAACAGGCGAUGGAACACGUGUUCAAAGAGACCCUCGAGGAUGCCGCCUUCCUUAACAACACUUUCGCUAACACUACAGAGGAAGAGGUGGAGGUGGACGGACACAAGUACAAAGUACAGAAAUCCCUCAUCAAGACCGGGGAUGAGGACAGGAACAGUACCCUGCUCGUUGAAGCCAUCUCUUCAGUGAAUGAAGACGAACCGAAGAAAAACAGGAGUGAGCGAUCAAAUCCUGAUGCAGAACCCAUCCAAUAACAGAUUAAUCAAGUUUAAACAAAUAAUAAACACAGAUGAUAGAAAAUUAAUCUGCUGACACAAGAAAACUAUUUCUUCUAUUUAUCAGCAAAUAUCUUGGAAGAUUUUUUUUUAUUUCUUGUAAAUUUCAUUAACUUCUACAUGUGUUUAAUAAAUCUAUCCUUAUUAUA
Argiope bruennichi is the source of this 1167-nucleotide messenger RNA. RefSeq names its product neurofilament medium polypeptide-like. The coding region runs from base 140 to 997 and encodes 285 amino acids. The record is from RefSeq and is a predicted model, not a curated record. NCBI's taxonomy places the organism in Eukaryota, Metazoa, Arthropoda, Arachnida, Araneae, Araneidae. The transcript has 7 exons.